AGGCGGGGCCAUAAGCGGGGCUGCAAAUAGCGCAGGGACCUUCCUGUCCCCGCGGCCCCGACUCCCGAGCCCGGCUCCGUGUGUGCCCCGGGGUCCGCAGGCGAUCGGGAGCGGGGCCCGGGGGGCGCAGAGAAGCGCAGCCGGAGGAAGCUCUCGGGGCAGGGAGAGAGGCUGCCGCAGGGGCAGGAAUCGCUGCCCGGAGAAGUGGCUGCAGCGACGAGGGGAUCCGAGCCCGAUCCGCAGUUGGGACCGGAGGGACCACGGCCCCAGCUCCGGGGCAGCCCGGGCAGGAUUCCUGGUCCCUGACCCCGGGAUCUCCGGGAUGAAGCGUGGGGAUCAGCCAUGUGUCCGGGAUCUCCAGGGCGCCGAGGAAAGGGAGACCCUGGCUGUCACUUGCACAGCAGGUGCAGGAGCGGAGGAGAAUCUGCAGCAGGAAGGGUGUGUGGGAGCGAACCCACACGGGAUGCCCCAGAGCCCCGAGCGGAGAGAUGCUGGCAGGCCAGGAUGGCAUCAGGGAGACCCCCUAGAGGAGAGACCUGAUGAGUGUGAAGCUUAUGGGAUCCCUGAAAACAUCAUUAUUCUGGAAACCACCUACAUGGGAGAGAGACCCUAUAAAUGCCUUGUCUGUGGGAAAUCCUUCAGCCAGAGCUCCCACCUUGUCCAACAUCAACGGAUCCACACGGGGGAGCGACCCUACAACUGCCCCGACUGUGGGAAGAGCUUUAGUCAGAGCUCCCACCUCGCCCAGCACCAGCGCAUCCACACCGGGGAGAGGCCCUACCCAUGCGUUGAAUGCGGGAAGAGCUUCAACCGCAGCCACACGCUGGCCAAGCACGUCCGCACCCACAUGGGCUCGCAGCCCUACAUCUGCCCUGAGUGCGGGAAGAGCUUCAGCCUCAGCUCCCUCCCUCAGCACCUGCGAUCCCACCUGCCGGGGAAGCUGUACACCUGCUCCGAUUGUGGGAAGGACUUCAGCAGCAGCUCCAACCUGGCCCAGCACCAGCGCACCCACACGGGCGAGCGGCCCUACAAAUGCUCGGACUGCGGGAAAGGCUUCAGCCAGAGCUCCAACCUGGUGAAGCACCAGCGCACCCACACGGGGGAGAAGCCUUACAAAUGCACCGAGUGUGGGAAGUGCUUCACCCAGAGCUCCACCCUCAUCCAGCACAGGCGGAUCCACCGGGGCGAGCGCCCCUACAAGUGUCCCGAGUGCGGGAAGAGCUUUGGCCUCAACUCGUCGCUGGGGAAGCACCUGCGCAUCCACACCGGGGAGAGGCCCUACGAGUGCAUGGAGUGCGGGAAGAGCUUCAACCUGAGUGCCAACCUCAUCCAGCACCAGAGGAUCCAUCGUGGGGAGCGGCCCUACAAAUGCCCCGAGUGUGGGAAGUGCUUCAAUCUGAAGUCCACCCUGGUCAAACACCUGCGCACCCACACAGGAGAGAGACCCUAUAAAUGCACCCAGUGCGGGAGGAGUUUCAUCGACAGCUCAAAGCUCAGCAAACAUGCCAGGACCCACGUGGCAGAGAAGUCUCCCCAGGAGGUACUCCAUUCCUCUUACUAGAUGUUUGGCUGCGUGUGUGUUCUCCCUGUGUACUGCCCCAGCUCUGCGCAGACAGCUGGCACAGCAGACCUCGAGCGAACUGCCCAAUGACCAAAGAUCCAUUAAGUGAUGAAUUGGCACAGGUUCCACCCCCGAGCCAUGACCCAUGGUCUGAUAAGAGUCCAGACGCUAUGUGUGAUGAGCAGGAACCCUCCAGAUGUUCAGCCCAUGCAACACUCUCCAGCCGCUCCAGAUGUUCUGCAGGUGACAUCAUUCCUCAGCCCUCUCCAGAUGUUCUGAACUUGUAAUAAUAUCUCUUCCUCUCCCCCAGACCCUUCAGAUGUUCAGGACAUGUGGCAUUACCCCUGAGCCACCCUCUCUUCCCCCUUCUCUGGCCAUUUUUGGGAAUCUUUUCCUUUGCUUUUAACAAAAGCCUGAUGUUGAAUGAUUUUCGGAAGGCUCUGUACAGAGAACACUCCCUGAUUUUAGCCCCUGGCCCCGUUCUCUGCUGGGGGCAAGAUGGGGAAAUGUUCCUGGAGACCCUUUGGGGGUGAGGGGUGUCAGGAGGCAGCAGCCUGGAUGGCUCACAGAACAAUAUGAAGCCACUUGUCCAUUUUUAACCCUGCAAAAGGGGACAAGUUCUGGAGCUGUCUAGCUCAACCCUCCACCUCCUCUUGUAUCAGGAGAGCUCCGUCUGGCCAGGAUGGCUGCUGAGGGUCCCCCGUAAACGUUCUCUUCUGAAAUACUGUCCCAGUAUUGCCUGCAAGAUGGGAAUCGGCAGAAACAGAAGCCCACAACCUCCUUGAUCGUUUACAUUCCUCUAAUCUCCCAGCAGAGGGCGCCCUGCCCCAAGAUUGAAACAGUAAAGGACCAAUAGUCCUGCUGCAACCACCAGGGAAAAUCAACUGCAGGGACUUCCCUGUGCUGCCUGGGAGCUGUCUGGGGAGGGGAGGAGAGGAGAGGGCAGGGGAGAGAAGAACCCUGCUGGGCUCAGUUGCACAGACCCCCUCCUUCGCCCUGUGGUGCAGCAGAGUUAGGAGAGAUCAGAUCAGAUGUAUCCAACAUAGGCUCCCCCACCAGUGGGAUGUGGGCCAGGAGUGGGGUGGUGGAAUAUAGUCCCUCCUUGGGGACAUGGUAUUAUGUUCUCUAGGUCUUGUCAUUUAAAGGCAGGUCUCUCGGAGGCAGCAUCCCUUGAGACACACUUCUCCAGCCGGGAGGUGGAAGACACUUAUUGCUAGGGCCCUACCAAAUCCACAGUCCAUUUUCAUCAAUUUUGUGGCCAGAGGGUUUUAAAAUUGGGCAGUUUCACGUUUUCAGAUAUUUACAUCUGACCUUUCACAGUGCUGUAACCGUGGCAGUCCCAACCCAAAAGGUACCCAGAGAUGGGUGUGAUCUCCCUCUCUGCCCCCAGCAGCCGUACAGGUGAAGAGGAAGUCCUGUCCCUUCCCAUCCCAGCUGGGACUCACAGCUCAGAGCUCCCGGCUGGGGCACUCCCAGAAGUAUGGGGAAGAUCUCAUGGAAGGAGGGUCUCAGCCAUGCUGGCGGAGGGCUUUGGGGGCAGCAGUACCUUGUUAGCCAAGAGGGGAUCUUGUUAGUGCGCUGAAGCUCUGGACCAGGUUAGGAUUUUAGGGCACCUGUCACCCAUUGUGUCCUGUAGUCCUGUUUGCUGCCUGUGACUCUCUGCCCUUCGUUACACUAAGAGCAGCUGCCUCUAGAAAUGACUCUAGGUGCUGUGUGUCGUGUGGAGCUGUGCACAGGGUGUAACCGGUGCGCUGGGGUGUACUGUUGCUGUGGGAACAGCAGGCUUCGUCAGGGGUGAUGGAAGCUCCCUAAAAGUUUGGGGGGGCACCGUUGCUUGAACCGUUAGCCCACUCCCCACGCGGCCUGUUCCCCUGAGGCCCUGCCCCUGCACCGCUCUUUCCCCCAAGCCCCCACCUUUGUGCCACUCCUUCCCCCGAAGCUACCCUCCUCCCCAAGCCCCUGCCCUCGCACCACCCAUUCCCCCUCAGACCCCGCCUCUGGACUGCCUCUUUCCCUGAGGCCCCGCUCCUCUGCCACCUCUUCUCACAAAGACCCCGCCCCCGCUCACUCCUCUCCGCCCCCCCACCACUUGCCUUUAUGGCUGGUAAAAAGUGAUGGGGCCAAGGCCCUCUAGUCCCCCCUCUUCCAGGACCCCUGGACCUGGUAAUGCUGUUAGUGUCCAGGGGACCAGGUCUGGGCACUGCCAGGGGGUGCUCAGAGGACUGUUCCUCUCUAAGCUGCAGAGAGACAGCAGAGCCUGCGUGGGCGGAGAGGGGAGGUCGUGUGGUGCCUGUAGAUGGGAGUCGGGGAGCUGGCCCCCAGCUGGCAGAGCCACGGCUGCUUCACACUAAUGUAAGCGGGGGAACAGUCCCACUGUUGUGGGGAACUUUCCUGGCUUCUGCACUGCCCUGGUGAAGUGGGCUAGCGAAAGGAUCUGAGUCCUCGCUCCCACUUCCUUUACCCAGUGGCCUCCCUGCCCUUGAGGACUCCCCUUCCACUCUCCUGCCUGGCAGAGUCCUCGUAACCCCAACAAGGCUGGGCCCAGGAUUCCUGGGGGGCUCGACCCCCAACCCUGCUGCGGUCACCUAGGACAGGGGCGGGGGCGUCCCCACUCCGGGGUACUCUCUCUGCACUGGGCACUUCUCUGACCCACUGACCACUACAUACAAGUUAAAGCAAAUGCAAGUUAUUUAAUCAACAAUUAUUUUUAAAAAGAAUGAGGAAAAAUGGGAAAGGUUAAAGGAAACACAUCACCCCGCUCUGUGGCAGGGAACAUCACAAACCGUGUCUCUGGAACGUCAGGGCAGUUGACAGUCUGUUCCUUGUAAGUCCCAGGCCUUCUCAGGCCCUGGCUUUGCUGCAGGGAUGCUGUGGGUUGGACACUUGCUCUGGUGGUGGCCACACGCUCUCAGGCUCUAAGAGGUAGGACCCUUCUUCCCAGUGUCACCCCACCCUGUCGGGGUUACGAUCCAAGCCUGGCCUGCGGAGCCUCUUGGCUGAGGCGUCUCCCUGUGCUGGGCCCGCUGCCCAGGGUCCCCCUCGCUCUCCCCAGCUGCUCACCGCGCCCAGCUCCGGACAGCUCCAGCCCCAGCUCCACCACUCGGUCUCUGCACUGCUGCUGCUGUUGCUGCUCUGCCUCCAGCUCCCUGGGCUGCUUUUCUGGCCCCUCUGGCUCUGGUUGCUGCAGUUCUGCUCCCAGGGCAGGUCUGCUCUCUCUGGGCUGUGCCUCUGGCUUCGGGGCUGCAGCUCUGCUCCCAGGACAGGGUCUGCUCUCUCUGGGCUGCUUUUCUGGUCCCUCUGGAUCUGGCACAGCUCUGCUCCCCAGCUUAGCUUGGGCCCCUGCUUUCUCCUUAGCUCGGCCCCACUCUGUCUGACCCAGGCAAAUCCAGCUCACAUGGAGGACGGGACCUCCCUGGCCUCCUGACUCUCUGAUUAGCCUGCCCACCCCGUCAUUCAGGCUGACCUGGAGCAUUGGCUUCUCCCCAUUGUUCCUGGGGGCUGUCAGUCUCAUGGUCCUGAUUCCCCAUCGACCCUUCCCCCUUUUUAGUACUGGGAGCUAGCCAACCAAAACACCCCCACUGAAUGUUAGUAAGGGGGCAACAGUCCCCUUACACUAAGGGCAGGUGCCUCACAACCCUGGAUCUUCCCAGGGAGUGUCCCACAUGGGGAGUGGGACACUGACUUUGCAGGCAGAGGUGGAUUGAGAUCUAUUCAACUAUGUGUGUCAUAGACCCUCUACAGCACUUACAAUAAGGAUUCCCCUUCAACUUGUGAGCCUGGGGCUGGGGCUUUGGCAUGAGGAAGGGAUGGGAUCUCCUCCUGCUGUUGAGAUCCACAGCAGCCCUUCCUUUCCGCCAGGGCACUGAGCUGGCACAGAGAGAACAAAGGGUCUGGGAUAGAGCCAGGAGUCAAACCCAAAUCUCUUGACUCAGGGCCACACCUUAGUCCCCAGACAAGUUGGAGUCAUUCCCUCUGGGGUGGUUGUGACAUUCCCCUCUGGUGUUAUCUGGACCGGUGAUCUGAUAGGCCUCUCCAGUCCUUGGCUCUGGGAGCCAGCCUUCCCCUGCUCUGCUGUGAGAACCCCCACUCCUGGGCUAUCCACGCACAGCCUCUGGCAUGUAAGCUGCUCCCCGCUACUUGCAAGCGAAUGACACUAGCCAAUAUCUCCGGUCCCAGACACAACCCUGGGAACCUCCAUCUUGCAGUGUCCAGUUAUGCCUGCUGGCUGCUGCAAGCUUAUAUAAGUUUGUCAAUAUAACAAAGAAAUUGCUAUGUACCAGGCUUCUUAUCCUAAGGGGAGUCUCUGACACACUGCAAACCAAAUGCACUGCUUCAGGUAGAAUAAACAAACAGAUUUAUUAACUAUAAAGGUAGAUUUAAGUGAUUAUAAGUCAAAGCAUAACAAGUCAGAUUUGUUUAAAUGAAAUAAAAGCAAAACACAUUCUAAGCUGA
Caretta caretta (loggerhead turtle) is the source of this 6013-nucleotide messenger RNA. Lineage: Eukaryota; Metazoa; Chordata; Testudines; Cheloniidae. The record is from RefSeq and is a predicted model, not a curated record.